AUGGCGAAGAAGCGGACCAAGAAGAGAACUCAUGCUGCGGCAAACCCCAAUGCCAAAAAUGGCGCCCCCGUCUCAGCAGGGAAGAUCGACAAGAACGACCCGAAGAGCAUGGUCAUCCGGAUCGGUGCAGGCGAGGUCGGCUCGAGCAUCAGCCAAUUGGCCACGGACGUGCGAAAGGUGAUGGAGCCUGGCACGGCAAGUCGCCUGAAGGAGAGGAAGGCCAACAAGCUGCGAGACUACGUUACAAUGUGCGGCCCCCUGGGCGUCACGCACCUGCUGCUCUUCUCGAGGUCGUCGUCUGGAAAUACGAAUCUGCGUGUGUCCACCACGCCCCAAGGUCCAACACUGAACUUCCGAGUUGAGAAAUACUCGCUGGCAAGAGACGUCAAGCGGGCGCAAAAACACCCUUUGGGUGGUGGCAAGGAGUACAUCACUCCCCCAUUGCUCGUCAUGAACUCGUUGACUAGUGAGCCUGGUAAAGGCUCUGACAAGAUACCCCGACACCUCGAAACACUUGUCACAAGUGUGUUCCAUGGCCUCUUUCCACCAAUCAAUCCCCAGGUUGCGCCCUUGAAGUCGAUCCGCCGAGUGCUUCUCCUCAACCGCGAGCGAUCCCCAGAAGAUGACGGCUCCUACAUAUUAAACUUCCGACACUAUGCGAUCACGACGAAGGUCACGGGUGUCUCCAAAGCAGUCAAGAGGCUGAAUGCAGCAGAGAGGUUGAUGAACAGCAAGAGCCGGAAGGGCAAACUCCCCAAUUUGAGCAAGCUCCAGGAUAUCGCAGAUUACAUGAUUGGGGGCGAGAACGGCGAUGGCUACACAACCGAUGCCACCAGCGGUAGCGAGGUCGACACAGAUGCUGAGGUGGAGGUUCUUGAGGCCGACAAGCGGAAGAAGGUCGCGGCCAGACGUGCUGCUGCUGCCGCCGCCGCCGCAGCCGAGGAGGAGGAGGAAGAGGAGGAGGCAGCCGAGACCAACGACAGGGUGGAACGGCGAGCAGUCAAGCUUGUCGAACUGGGACCGCGCAUGAAGUUGCGAUUGACCAAAGUCGAGGAGGGGCUCUGCGGGGGAAAGGUCAUGUGGCACGAGUAUAUCAAUAAAUCAAAAGAGGAGAUCCAAGAGCUUGAAAAGGUAUGGCAGAAGCGCAGACAAGAAAAAGAGGCUCGCAGGAAAGAGCAGCGGGAGAAUGUCGAGAAGAAGCGCAAGGCGAAGCGUGGACAGAAGGGUGGGAAGGAUGGAGAGGAAGAAGGUGACGACGAUGAGAUGGAUCUCGAUGAUCUUGGAAGCGAUGCGUACGACUACAUGGACGACGAGGAUGGCUUUGACAGCGAGGGACUGGAGGGCGAUGCGGAGGCCCAGACGAACGAGCAGGCCGAGGAGAACGGGGACUGGGAGGAUGAAGAAGAGGAAAUAGCAAAUGCCCACCGAUAG
This is a messenger RNA of Diaporthe citri, 1431 nucleotides long. RefSeq lists its product as uncharacterized. Gene Ontology annotation, molecular function: rRNA binding. Gene Ontology annotation, cellular component: preribosome, large subunit precursor. Gene Ontology annotation, biological process: ribosomal large subunit assembly; rRNA processing. Bases 1 to 1431 code for a protein of 476 amino acids. The record is from RefSeq and is a predicted model, not a curated record. Lineage: Eukaryota; Fungi; Ascomycota; Sordariomycetes; Diaporthales; Diaporthaceae. The transcript is spliced from 2 exons.